UAGGAAAAAUGAAAUAACAAAUCUCUAUCCAUGUUUCUCUGUAUCUGUACUUGAAAUCUAGAACUGCAGAGAAUCCUUUCAUUUUUGUUUCCCUCCACAGAUCUCUAAAAUUCAUUCUCAUCAAACCCUAAUUUCGGGUUGAUUCUAACUCCCUCGUUAUUUAUUCAUCACCCAACCCGUUUUUCCGAUUUUCUGCAAUCAAUUCUUCUAUUUAAACUUCAAAAUCUGGUCUGAUCGAUGAUUCUGGAACCUUCAUGAGUCUCCCUCUUCGUCAUGGGCCACCACCAUCCUUACUAUGCCUGAGCUGCGUACCCGAACUCGCAGAAACCAGCUCGUAGACAACGCAAACGCUAUCCCGAUCAUUCAGCCAGCCUCGCCGGCGACCGCCAGAGCUCGACGGAGGAAGACAUCCGCCGCGGCUGCCCGAACGCGGAGGAAUCGGAGACAGAACGAUGCGAUCGCCGCCGCCGAUGAAAUCGUGAACGAUUACGCUGGUGCUGCUUGCGGAGCCAGAAAUAGAAAUAGAAAUUUAAAAUACAAGCUAGGAGAGAAAGAGAAUAACAAUAAUAAAAUUUCGGUUGGUUUUUGAAGAGGAAGACAUGGAUGAAGACGAUAGCCGUGGCCGUAGCGCAGAUAAGGUUCCGGGAGCUGAAGAUGAAGGCAGCACUGCCCCUCUUCCGGAGAAGGUUCAAGUUGGUGGUUCUCCUUUGUAUAGAACUGAGAGAAAACUUGGGAAGGGAGGAUUUGGGCAAGUGUAUGUUGGUCGGCGGGUAGGAGUUACGAAUUCUAGCGAACGGACUGGUGCCGGUGCUGUUGAGGUAGCUUUAAAAUUUGAGCAUAGAAGCAGCAAGGGGUGCAACUAUGGACCACCAUAUGAGUGGCAGGUUUACAAUGCAUUAGGCGGUAGUCAUGGUGUUCCACGAGUACAUUUCAAGGGACGGCAAGGUGACUACUAUAUUAUGGUAAUGGAUAUGCUUGGUCCCAGUCUGUGGGAUGUUUGGAAUAACAACUCUCACACCAUGUCUACUGAAAUGGUAGCAUGUAUUGCAAUUGAGGCUAUCUCCAUAUUAGAGAAGAUGCAUUCUAGAGGGUAUGUGCAUGGUGAUGUAAAGCCUGAGAAUUUUUUGCUUGGACCCCCAGGAACUCCAGAUGAAAAGAAAUUGUUUCUGGUUGAUCUUGGGUUAGCAACUCGGUGGCGUGAUAAUUCAACUGGCCUUCAUGUUGAAUAUGAUCAGCGUCCAGAUGUUUUUAGGGGCACAGUUCGUUAUGCUAGUGUGCAUGCUCAUCUUGGUAGAACAGGUAGCAGGAGAGAUGACUUGGAAUCUCUUGCUUACACUCUUGUCUUCCUUCUUCGGGGUCGGCUUCCCUGGCAAGGAUAUCAGGGGGAAAAUAAAGGGUUUCUUGUCUGCAAAAAAAAGAUGGCCACCUCUCCAGAAACAUUGUGUUGCUUUUGUCCUCAACCUUUCCGGCAGUUUGUUGAAUAUGUAGUGAAUUUGAAGUUUGAUGAAGAACCAAAUUAUGCAAAAUAUAUAUCCCUCUUUGAUGGAAUCGUGGGCCCAAAUCCAGAUAUCAGGCCAAUAAACACCGAGGGUGCUCAGAAGCUUAUAUGUCAGGUUGGCCAUAAGAGGGGGCGUUUGACCAUGGAAGAUGAUGAUGAUGAACAGCCUAAAAAAAAGGUUCGAAUGGGAAUGCCUGCUACACAGUGGAUUAGUGUUUACAAUGCUCGUCGACCAAUGAAGCAAAGGUAUCAUUAUAAUGUAGCUGACGCGCGGUUAGCCCAACACAUUGAUAAAGGGAAUGAAGAUGGUUUAUUUAUCAGCAGUGUGGCUUCUUGUACUAAUCUUUGGGCACUCAUUAUGGAUGCUGGCACUGGUUUCACUGCACAAGUUUAUGAACUCUCUUCCUGCUUUCUUCAUAAGGAAUGGAUUAUGGAACAAUGGGAAAAUAAUUAUUAUAUUAGUGCCAUAGCCGGAGCUCAUAAUGGAUGCUCAUUGGUUGUAAUGUCUAAAGGUACCCAGUACGUACAACAAUCCUAUAAAGUCAGUGAUUCGUUUCCGUUUAAGUGGAUCAACAAAAAAUGGAGAGAAGGAUUUUAUGUAACUGCUAUGGCCACUGCUGGCACUAGAUGGGCAAUUGUUAUGUCACGUGGGGCUGGUUAUUCUGAUCAGGUUGUGGAACUUGAUUUCUUGUAUCCCAGUGAAGGUAUUCAUCGGAGGUGGGAUAAUGGUUAUCGCAUCACCUCAACGGCUGCAACAUGGGACCAGGCUGCUUUUGUUCUUAGUGUCCCAAGAAGAAAACCAACUGAUGAAACUCAGGAGACACUCCGUACAUCUGCUUUUCCUAGUGCUCAUGUUAAGGAUAAAUGGGCAAAGAAUCUCUAUAUUGCAUCUAUUUGCUAUGGGAGAACAGUGUCAUAACUUGCUGAAAUUGAGAUUUCUGGCUGAAUUCUGAUCACUGGCCCAAACCUGCUUCCUCUUACUUCUAGUUGGGAACUGAAGAUGCUUUCUGACCAAUUUUCUGAACAAUGCAGUUCAGUAUUAAUGUAUGCUAAACUUACUUUAUGGUCACCAUCACAUAUCAUGAUGCAAAACCUGUGCACUGUAUUUCAGCUGUCAAAAAUACUUGAGUUGUGAGUAAAAUUAGAUUGUCAAUCGGGAAGAGUCUUUUGAUAUAAAGUUUGUACAGAUCUGAACAGUAAUUAUUAAUAUGUUGAAGGCAUGUGCACAGGUUAGGCUUUUGUUUACUGGUGGUAUUUAACAAAUAUGAACUUAGAUUUCCAGUGGGAACUGGACAUUUAAGCUUUGCACCCUUGUACUUGGCCCUCUUUAUCCUAGUCACACUUUUGACUUAAAUUUAAUUCUGUGCUUCUUCAUGUCUGAAUUUGACUAAUAGAAAGUUGGACAUUUUGACAACGGAUUGUAAUUAUUUAAUCAUUGUCAUUAUUAUUAUUGUUGCUGCUUUUUUCUAUUUGUCAUAGUUUACUCCCAACUCUGUUUGAUUUGUGAAUACAUCUAAUCAAAUUUUAAUGGAUUAGUCUAACUGGAGUGAAGGAUACGGAUGCUUUAGUUCCAAUUUUUUUCAAUUUUUUUCAAGAAGUAUGUUUACUUUCUUUUUUCUGUUUUUCUUUUGAAAAUUGUUUUUGCACUAUCAGUUUGCUACUUUUGAGUACCUUACCAUUAUGAUUGUUUCAAUGAAGAAAGUUGUGGGUACUACAUUUUCCAUCUAUUUGAUUGUUUUGCAUGGGAGCUAUCUAAGCAUCAUCUCAGUUACUCGAUGUUUCAAAUAUUUGCCACUUAUUUGUGUAGGUAAUGAUGACAUUAAAUUUUUACUACUGUUAUUCUAAUUACUUCUUUUGAUUUCCAAAGUCUACAUGAUGGGCUUCUGGUCAGUUGUUCUAUAUGACUGGAUGAUCAUUUUAUUGUUCUAACAACAAACAUUGCAAGGUGCACAUUUCGUUCUCUUGAGAAUGUAGCUUUCAUGGAAGCACAUCUUGGAAGAUAACUUGAUCUGUAUAUUUACUGAGUUACUUAGACACUUGAAGCAGGUAUUUAAUUCUGUCUCAAUUAUUAUUAAACAUUUUAUGUGGUUCAGCUGAAACAUUUAUGUAGCUUGUUUUAUCUAGAUAUACUAUAUAUGCAUGAAACAUUUAGUGAUUAUCUGGUCUGAUUGCAUUGGCUGUUUGAUGUUACAUCACAUUUUUCUUGCUCAAUAGGAACUCAGGUUGUUUGGACCAUAUAUUUAACUUCCGUGGCUGUGGAAACUUGCAGAUUUUGGUUGGUCCUUGCAAUGUUAUGUUGCCCAGAGCAACCUAUAUGGUCAAGGAAAUCAGAAGCUGUUCAAGGAACUGGUUUUUUUGGAACUAUUUGCCGUAUGUUAUUCUCCUUUUUGAAUAUUUGGAUUUUCUUAGGAAAUUUAGGGGGUGACUUGAACUUCAAAUUUAUGUUCUGAUAAUAACAAAAUUGCCGUAUGUUGAAUUUCACAAUACUACAAUUAUUGAAGGUCAAGAAGAGAAAUGGUAGUUUGGUUAUGGAUGACUUAAAAUAGAAAGUUUCUCUAAUUCCUUAUAUAGAUGUGAUUUUCUGGGGUUAUAUUUGGUAUAGUGGUACUCAGGUUAGAACCUAUGAUGCUUUCCAGCCCUCAAUCACUAUGCUGGCUCUAGUGGAUUAUCUUUCACAUCCUGUCCACUAAAAAAAAAUGCUAUUUUUAAUUUUAGGAGCUUUUUUCCUAAAAUUAUGUGAUCUGUCUUUUGUUUCCAAGUGAAGGAAUAGUCUAUAAAAGGUUAGGCUGACUCCUAGUAAGAGUGUCCUUUGAGUGUUGGCUUUUGGCAACUGAUAAAAUGGAGAGCCUUCCUCCCCCUAUCUUCCUCCCCCUAUCUGCUCUUCUUUUCCCAAAUGCAAUAUUAUAAGAAAUGUAAUAAUUAACUACAGAGCAAUAUGAAACAUGAUCAAGUUCUAGAUUUGGAACCAUUGUUAUCGAUUGACUGUAUGAAUAUCAUGCUUGCCUUAAGUGACACUGACUUAAUAGUUAUUUGGAUGAUGCAAUGAUAUCCACUAAACUGAGUUAGCUGUCUUGCCUUGGCUUAAGAUGGUGACUAUGGAAUACAUUGACGAGUGUCCUGUGGGAAAGGAAAUACUUGGUUUAUGUUGUCAAUCUGUGUAUGGACUAGGCAUAAGGCAUAAUUAUUAUAUGCUUUUUAUAUGGUCAAAUAAUUUUAUAUUGAGUAUCUAUUUGAUUAGGUGUUCCCCGGCUAUUCAACAAACAACAAAGUGAAAGGCAAAAGUUCGAAUUGAUGUCUAAAUUCAUUCAACUAUUGAUUCUGGUAUUGGAAAAGCCUAAAUUCAUGCUACUUUUGAUUCUGGUAUUGGAAAAGCGGUGAAUUAUUGUGUUAUGGAGGGUGUGAAGUUGGGGAUCUAUUUCCUGCUCUAUUUUGUUGUGACUUUUUUGGGCGAAUCAUUGUAUUUUGGAAGAUAAACUGUGGUAAGUAACUGAUAAUGAUAUGGAUAAUGUAUAAUAAAUUUUAUAGUUAGUCAUAAUUAUAAUAAUUGAUGGGUAAAUAGUGUA
Vigna angularis (adzuki bean) is the source of this 5061-nucleotide messenger RNA. RefSeq names its product casein kinase 1-like protein HD16. The transcript has 16 exons. Bases 600 to 2417 code for a protein of 605 amino acids. Gene Ontology annotation, cellular component: cytoplasm; nucleus. Lineage: Eukaryota; Viridiplantae; Streptophyta; Magnoliopsida; Fabales; Fabaceae. Gene Ontology annotation, biological process: signal transduction; peptidyl-serine phosphorylation; endocytosis. The record is from RefSeq and is a predicted model, not a curated record. Gene Ontology annotation, molecular function: protein serine/threonine kinase activity; ATP binding.